AAGCAUUCACUUUUGUCCAUCUCUCUACCCACACAAACCCCAUUCCUCUCUUUAGCCCUAACCCUCUAUAUAUACGUGAAGUCCUAGAAAUGCUAAGUUCGUGCCAUCAGUUUUUAUAAUAAGAGAAAACACUUAGAAAUCUAAGUGCAAACUCUCUUCCUCUUCUUCUUCCUAAGAACCCUAAACAGUUUCUAUAAACCAAAAGAAAAUCAUGCCUCUCUUCGACACUCACAACACAUGGGCCUUUGUCUUCGGUUUGAUGGGAAAUGUCAUCUCCUUCGCCGUGUUCCUCUCUCCUGUGCCAACGUUCUAUAGGGUUUGGAAGAAGAAGACAACAGAAGGGUUUCAGUCUCUUCCGUACGUUGUGGCGCUCUUCAGCGCGACGCUAUGGCUUUACUACGCGACACAGAAGAAAGAUGUCUUCCUCCUUGUCACCAUCAACGCCUUUGGCUGCUUCAUUGAAACCAUCUACAUAUCUAUCUACCUUGCCUUCGCCCCCAAGAAAGCCCGGAUGCUGACAGUGAAGUUGCUACUUCUUAUGAACUUUGGAGGAUUUUGUCUGAUUCUCCUCCUUUGCCAAUUCUUGGUUAAAGGAACCACACGUGCUAAGAUUAUCGGAGGAAUCUGUGUCGGAUUCUCUGUUUGUGUUUUCGCUGCUCCUCUAAGCAUUAUCAGGACGGUAAUAAAGACAAGGAGUGUGGAGUACAUGCCCUUUAGCUUAUCCUUAACCCUUACAAUCAGUGCUUUCCCUAAUGUGAUUGGUUUUGGUCUCGGUGCACUCCAAAUGAUACUCUACGUAAUAUACAAAUACUGUAAAACGCCGCCGCAUUUGGGAGAGAAAGAAGUGGAAGCUGCGAAGUUACCGGAGGUGAGUCUUGAUAUGCUGAAGCUAGGUACAAUCGCAUCCCCUGAGCCAGCGCCAAUCACAGUCGUUCGUCAAGCGAACAAGUGUACCUGCGGAAAUGAUCGGAGGGCUGAGGUUGAAGAUGAACAAAACGCUAAAAACGGCAAGCAGUCCUCUUCCGCAACAGCUACAUGAAUUGAUGAAACCAUUUCGUUGACUAUCCACUGUUGACUUUUACCCCAAACUUGAUAUACCAACCACCACGUGUACCCGUUACGCUGUCCUAUUUUUCUGAGUUUAUCAAGUGUGCGAAGUAGAGAGUUAAUUUCCCGGGAUAACAUAUAUAUAUAUAUGCAUUUUCGGAUGUUUUAUAUAUGUUUUUCCGGAAUUAAGUUCUCUACUUCUUUUUAAAUUUUAUGUAAUUAUCUCUAUUGGGGAUAUAUGUAUAUUUCCUAUUUUCCAAUUUAACCAUAAAUAUCUGUUUGCUGUUUUUGUUUCAAGGGGUAUCAUCAUAUCAAUAUAUAUACAAUUAAACUUUCAUUACUCG
Messenger RNA from Thlaspi arvense, 1391 nucleotides. The record is from the annotation of a GenBank genome assembly. Lineage: Eukaryota; Viridiplantae; Streptophyta; Magnoliopsida; Brassicales; Brassicaceae.